Molecule: messenger RNA, 1865 nt
Organism: Ailuropoda melanoleuca (giant panda)
Lineage: Eukaryota; Metazoa; Chordata; Mammalia; Carnivora; Ursidae
Gene: WDR5B
Product: WD repeat domain 5B
Exons: 2
Coding region: 715-1707 (330 amino acids)
Cellular component (GO): Set1C/COMPASS complex
Molecular function (GO): histone binding
Source: RefSeq, a predicted model, not a curated record
UGCCUAUCUGCAGCCUUAAGUACACGCCACCAGGCUCUAUACCACAAGAGUAGAGAGAAACAGAACCAAAGCCGCCCGCGAAGCAGAUGCUUAGACAGUCACCGGCGCCUGGGGCGGGGUGGGGAGGAUCCAGUCUAGCUACGUGCCAACGUGGGCUUAACCUUUCCACUAAGGGAAUCGGAAAAUUCAGUUCUUUCUCGUGACACGGUUCCCAAAAAGAAAUGAAUGUUCUUUGAAACAUUCACUGCUACCGACGAUAGCCAGUCGGGUCUGGGAGACGCCCAGUACACCCACUCACACGCCAAAGAAGGAAGUCCAGAAUUCGUCUGUAGCGGGCUCCGGCGAUGAAGACCGGAAGGAAACGCCUGCGCCUUUCUUUGCGCAAGCGCAGGCAGACCUCUCCCAUUGGUCACCUCGACUCGAUGUUUGCGUGCGCAUGCGCUCCGCUGUGCUACCAGCUGUGUUGGAUUGAGGUACGCCGCAGUGUUUAUCCGUGGACUGCAGCCCGCCCGGCCGCGCCGCAAUUCAUGAUGCUUACGUAGGGUUUUGUUUUGUUUUGUUUUGUUUUGUUUUUUUAACUUUCUAAAAUCGUUUGUUUAAUCCGGUGAUUCAUUCAUGCUCAAGUAACGAAAGUUUAUCUGAAAGUCAGAAUAUUGGGCUGCCUGGUUCAGGGCCGGACGCUUACCCAACCUACUGACUUGGAGCUUCAGAACCAUGGCGACAAAGGAGGCAGGAGAUGGUAAAGCAGAGUGGGGCCUCCCCUCAUCAGCCAGUCGGAGCAAGCAAAUGUCUGAAAAACCAAACUAUGCUCUUAAAUUUACUCUCAUGGGACAUACGGAAGCAGUAUCAUCAGUUAAGUUUAGUCCUAAUGGAGAAUGGCUAGCAAGUUCUUCUGCUGACAAAGUAAUUAUAAUUUGGGGAGCCUAUGAUGGAAAGUAUGAGAAAACACUUUAUGGUCACAAUCUGGAAAUAUCAGAUGUUGCCUGGUCAUCAGAUUCCAGUCGCCUUGUUUCUGCCUCAGAUGAUAAAACGCUAAAGAUUUGGGAUGUGAGAUCUGGAAAAUGUUUGAAAACGCUGAAGGGGCAUAGUAAUUAUGUUUUUUGCUGUAAUUUCAAUCCACCAUCCAAUCUCAUCAUUUCAGGAUCUUUUGAUGAGAGUGUGAAAAUAUGGGAGGUGAAAACAGGAAAGUGCCUGAAGACUUUGUCUGCUCAUUCUGACCCAGUUUCUGCUGUUCAUUUUAAUUGUAGCGGGUCCUUGAUUGUGUCAGGUAGCUAUGAUGGUGUCUGUAGAAUUUGGGAUGCUGCGUCAGGUCAGUGUUUAAAAACACUUGUUGAUGAUGAUAAUGCUCCUAUCUCUUUUGUAAAAUUUUCUCCAAAUGGAAAAUAUCUUCUAAUUGCAACUUUGGACAAUACUCUUAAACUGUGGGAUUAUAGCAGAGGCAGAUGCCUGAAAACAUACACUGGUCAUAAGAAUGAGAAAUACUGUAUAUUUGCCAAUUUUUCAGUUACUGGUGGAAAAUGGAUUGUGUCUGGUUCAGAAGAUAAUCUGGUUUAUAUUUGGAACCUUCAGACUAAAGAGAUUGUACAGAAAUUACAAGGUCAUACAGAUGUUGUAAUCUCAGCAGCUUGUCAUCCUACAGAAAACAUCAUUGCAUCAGCAGCAUUAGGAAAUGACAAAACAAUUAAACUGUGGAUGAGUAACUACUAAACCCUUUAGAAAUAGAGCCAAGUUGGCCAAAAAAAAAAAAAAAGAUUUUAAAAAGAUGGGUUUCUCUUACUUUUGGUAUGGUUUUGUAUUUCUUUUUGACAUUGUCUUUCUAUCUCUCUGACAAAUAAAUAAAUAAAAUCUUUGGUGGGGGAAAGGGA